Molecule: messenger RNA, 804 nt
Organism: Yamadazyma jaroonii
Lineage: Eukaryota; Fungi; Ascomycota; Pichiomycetes; Serinales; Debaryomycetaceae
Source: the annotation of a GenBank genome assembly
AUGAAGAUAACUGCUUUAUACUUAAUCGCUACUGCUAUUGCUGCUUAUGUCCCAUCCGACAACUUUUCCACUUUAACCCCAGAAGCUAAGCCAACCGGUACUACUGAUUACCCAGAUUCUUUCGGUAUCCAAAUUGAAACUAUGAAAGACAAGAGAGAAAUUCAACAAAUUGGUGAUGGCCAAAUCCAACAUCAAACUGGUGAAGCUACUCCAACCCCUGUUGCUACUCCAACUAAAGUCAUUAACCAAAUCGGCGAUGGUCAAAUUCAAAACCAACCUACAGCUUCAGUCAUUAACCAAAUCGGUGACGGUCAAAUCCAAAAUCAACAAAAUCCUACUGCCACUCCAACCAAAGUCAUUAACCAAAUUGGUGAUGGUCAAAUUCAAAAUCAACCAACUGCUUCAGUUAUCAACCAAAUUGGUGAUGGUCAAAUCCAAAAUAACCAAGAUACUGCCAAUCAAAUUAAUGAUGGUCAAAUUCAAAAUAACGGUACCGCCAAAUUCCAAACUUGUGCUACCGACAACAGUUUAUCAAUGACCUUGAAAUCUUCCAUCUUAACUGAUUCUAAAGGAAGAAUUGGUGCUAUUGUUGCCAACAGACAAUUCCAAUUUGAUGGUCCUCCACCUCAAGCUGGUUCAAUUUAUGCUGCCGGUUGGUCCGUUCUUGAUGGUUACUUAGCUUUAGGUGAUCAAACUGAAUUCUACCAAUGUAUGUCAGGAGACUUCUACAACUUAUAUGAUGAAAAUGUUGCUGAACAAUGUGAACCUGUCAAAUUAGCCAUUGUUGAUUUCGUCUCCUGUUAA